Messenger RNA from Anopheles bellator, 3581 nucleotides. It is a transcript of the gene Ifrd1, whose product is annotated as interferon-related developmental regulator 2. The transcript has 4 exons. NCBI's taxonomy places the organism in Eukaryota, Metazoa, Arthropoda, Insecta, Diptera, Culicidae. Bases 743 to 2032 code for a protein of 429 amino acids. The record is from RefSeq and is a predicted model, not a curated record.
GUUAGGCACGAGUUUCUCGACGAACUUUCGACAGCAACUUCCGCCGUCAUGUUGUGUAGUGUCCGUGAUGUCGGAGAAUAGAAGAAGAACAAGAACACAAUAAUCGCGCUUCGUGUUAAACCUUUUUUCUAACCACAAGGUAAAUGAGUAACGCGUCAGUAGUGUGCUGGGCUUAAAGCUUUGUACAUUGUGAAAGUUGAACGAAUAUUACGAAACAUUUUCCACUUUGUGUGAAUGAACAAUACGCAGCCGAAGCGAGAGGAAGGUUGCAAACGUUGAUCAUUUCUUUGUAAAUCUGGGACUAGCCACAUCAUGUGCAGUUCAUUGUUGCGUAAGAUUGUAAAACUAAAUAACUCGCUGCAAUCAGAAUCGUGUGUAAUUAGUGUUGGUGCAGAAAAUCAUUGUAGGACUGCUCAUUUCAUAGAGUUUGUGAAAAGUGGUGAAAUAGAUAGCAUAGUCGACUGCAUUAUAAAAGGGAAAAGCUCCUGAUUACGAACAAGUUAUAAACAACUGUGCAGCUAGCUGUGGUGCUUCGAGCACACCUGUUUCGAGCGUGGUGGUUGUUCAUCAAAUUGGAUUUUCUAGAUUGAAGUACCAGUUGAUUUAAGCGGAGAAUCGCAACUUGCCUACAUCGAACUAUUUUCCUGAACACCAAGGUUCGCAACCUUACAAUCAAUCGACCUAAUCUUCAUUAAUCGGCGGUUUACGUUUUCAGUUUCAAGUAAUACACGAGGUCACCAAAAUGCCACGAAAUCGUAAAAAAUAUUCAGCUGAUACCUCGCAGGCAGAGCAAUCCGAUGACGACACCUCUAAUGACAACGCAAGCACGUACUCAUGCCACUCAGAGCACGAUCUUCUGAAUGGAAGUCAGGAAUCAGGAGAUUCAGUAGAACCUGAGGGAUUUGAAAAGCACGAAGAGAAGUUGCUCCAAGCUAUUGAGAACACGACGGACAAAUCGCAGCAGACACGAAUUUCUGCGUUCCAAAUCAUAAAUGAAGUGCUCGUUCAUCAUUACAUCCCUGACUUCAUUGAUGAGCGCAAAGUUACAUUAAUGGAUGCGGUGGAAAAGUCAAUACGACGAGGUAAAGGAACCGAGCAGUCAUGGGCCGCCAAAAUGAUCCCAUUGCUAGUGAUCCAGAUUGAGAAUGCCGAAGAUAUCAGCGAAUGUGUUAGCACGUUGAAACCUGUUUUGUUGAAUACUGUACAAGACGGGGCAGCUUCCUACGACGCACGGGCAAAAUGUUGUUCGGCCCUGGGUUUGCUUUGUUUUGUUGGUGUAGAUGAUCUGGGAGAAAUUGUACCAGUUAUGAAAGUGUUUCAAAGCAUCUUUGCCGGCAGUUACCUGAAAGGAAAUAACAGUUUAAGUGGGGCCAGUGCUGAAGCGGCAACAUUGCACAGCGCCGCAUUGAGUGCCUGGGCACUGCUGCUAACCGUGCUACCGCCGUCGGAUUUUGUUGCUAUGAUCUAUGACAACAGCUCAGUUAUCCCUUCUGUCCGUAACAUCUUUGGCAUGCUAAAUAGCCCUCAUUUGGACGUGCGCAUGGCCGCAGGAGAAACGUUGGCACUCAUAUUCGAAGUUGGACGUCAGCAUGAUGUUGAAUUUCUGGAAGACCUUCUGCCGGAUCUUGUUGAAGCAACACAGAAGCUAGCUACCGAUGCACACAAAUAUCGUGCGAAAAGAGAUCGUAAAAUGCAGCGCGCUACGUUUCGCGAUGUCUUGCGUUACGUAGAAGAAAAUAUUUCGCCAGAAAUCGUCAUAAAAUUCGGUCGGGAAAUGUUAGUGCUAGACACUUGGGCAUUUCAUCAUCAAUACACUUGCUUACGAAAUGCUCUUGGCUUCGGUAUGAAUGUGCAUCUUAGUGAGAACAUGUUCAUACGCGAAGUUUUUCAAUUAGGAGCAAAGUUGAAUGAACCAGAGCGUUUGCGAAAAACAAUUAAAGCCGAGCAAAAGUUCAUCAAUGCGGCAGCCUUCAAGGCACGUACGAUUUCUAGAGGAAAAAAUCGUGAUAAACGUUCGUAUACAGUGAACUGAACCGCUAAAACAUUGAUCAGUAAUAUGGUUCAAGUAAACUUAGUAUGAAAAACUCAAAAAAUGAAAUAUUUUGAAAAAAAUCUUUAUAUUAUCCCUUUACACUCUCUUCGUUCUGCGCUAUUAUUAAAUACACCUAAAUGGUAUCUCAAAUUUUUCGGCCGAUAAUGUUCAGACUUUUUCUAUGGUGUCUCCAAAAAUUGAAAUUCAAUAAUUAUUCUUUUCAUUUCAUAAUGAGUGAGUAGCAAACGGAACAACGGUUUAUAAAAAUUAUCUGCUAAGGACUCUUGACUUCUCUGUAUAAAAGCAUCGUUUUCUCAAACCGGCGGUUGCAGUAUUGCACACUUGUAAUAUUUGAAAUGAUUAUUUCUUUUAAAACUUUGUUACAACUCUUCGUAAAACAUCGCGCUAGCUACUUCUGUUGUAAUUUACAGUGAUGUUUGAGCUUAAGUUUCCCUAGCUAAUUGUUACCCCCUGGUUGAUAGAGUAUUCGGAAACGCUCGUCGAUGUCACGUAGCUGGCCUGUGUUUGACUCCCGUGACUGCCGUGAGAGGGGGGUUGGCGCAAGGCCAAUAACCCCUUCCGUUAAAAUACAACGUUACAGUAAGCCAUAGAGAUUAACAUUGUCUCUGUUGCAGGUCAAGAUAGCUCGGCUGUUGUAAUUUAGGGGGGAGGGGGGUGGAUGAGAUGAAAAAUCACUUAUCACGGCAGAUGGCCAAAGAAGUUAAUUUUUACAGUUGCACUAGCGCCGACCCUGCCAACUUCGUUCGGCCCAAGGUUAAUUUUCGGAAAUAAUAGCAAACGAUCAGUGCACCCAAUUAGUUAUUUUUCUAUCGAACAUGGUUGAAUUAUUUCUAUGCUAUAGUGCCGGCUACGUUAUAGCGUUCCCUGUUCCUCUAAUUAUUCGAAUUCAAACUUGGCAGACUACUUGUUUAUCAGUGCGGUCAGUGGAAAACCGGUGGUCCAUUUUGGUUUUGCAGCGUUUUAAGACUAUUUAUGGAUUUAAACUGUUGAAUAGAGGAAUUAAAAAUGGCGUCAUUAAUCAUAAAAUAUGCGUGUACCAUAUGUAAUCUGUUUAUUCAGGCGAAAUAAAGAAAUUCGUAAUAUUAUAAUCAUGUUGUUACCGUAGCUUUAAAAUAUUCCUUUUAUUACAUCGAACACGGGUUUGUAUACGAGCAUUGUGAGCAAAGGUGUAUUCUAUAAAUAUUCAUUCUUUUUGCAUUGUCCAUUAAGAAACUUUUCUUGAAGGGGGCGUUAUUAGUUAGAUAAGAUUGAAACAUCUGUUGUUGUUGAGGCUAAAAAUUAAAACUAUAGGGUAAAUUGAAACAACUAUAGGGAAAAUGCCUAAAACAAUUUGUUUAGUCUUAGAGGAACGGGCUGGUCCGUGUUUAUAUGCUUAUAACUAAACAGAUUCGACAGAUUCAACAGAUUCAGAUGCGGAACGGAAUAAUACUCAGCCGGAUUAUAAUAUUGGUAAAUGAAACAUCGAAAUUAACAUGACUGUUAACACGACUGUCUGUAAUGAACUUUCUUCGAAAUUGGCAAAUGUGUA